ACAUCUUUCUUGCGUAUACAUUACGCUGUCAUAAGUGGCGCCAAAAACUGCUUCGCGUGCAUGCAAUAGCAGAAAGUAAUAAACUUCAAAUUAUUUGCAUUAGUUCGUCAACAUCAGAUACAAUUUUGUUAAAAAGAUAUUGUAAAUAAAAGAAAUGGCGGAUCAAGUGAGUUCUCCACCUCCAGCAACGCCUAGUGAUGUAGACGACCGACGUGAAUUGCGAGCUGCAAUGACUUCACCAGUUGGUGAUUUUGAGCCAUUCGAAAAUGAAGAUGAAAUCCUUGGAGAUCAAACUAUACGAGACGAAGAGGAAGAAGAUGGUGAGGAGUUGUUUGGGGAUAAUAUGGAGAACGACUACCGGCCUAUGCCAGAGUUGGACCACUAUGAUCCCGCAAUGUUGGACGAUGAUGAGGAUUUCUCAGAGUUGUCACAAGGCGAGCGGCACGCAGCUGAAUCUGAAAUGCGAAAACGUGACCGUGCCUUAGGUAUACAUCGCGAUGAUCGCGAUCUGGGUUUUGACCAAAGUGACGAUGACGACGAUGUCGGUCCACGUGCAAAACGCCGAGCUGCGGAAAAAGCGGCAGAAGGUGAAAUGGAAGAUGCAGAAAUGAUAGAAUCUAUAGAAAAUUUAGAAGAUACAAAGGGUCAUUCGACAAAAGAGUGGGUCAGUAUGCUUGGACCACGCACAGAAAUUGCCAAUCGUUUUCAGUCAUUUUUGCGCACAUUUGUGGACGAGCGUGGUACAUACACAUACAGGGAUCGCAUUCGUCGUAUGUGUGAGCAGAAUAAAUCGUCAUUUGUGGUGUCAUAUACAGAUUUGGCAAACAAGGAACACGUAUUGGCAUAUUUCUUACCUGAAGCUCCUUUUCAAAUGUUGGAAAUCUUCGAUAAAGUCGCAAAAGAAAUGGUUUUGUCUAUAUUUCCAACGUACGAACGAGUUACAACAGAAAUUCAUGUUCGUAUAUCAGAACUGCCACUUAUAGAAGAGUUACGUACCUUCCGCAAACUACAUUUAAACCAGCUCGUGCGUACUUUGGGUGUAGUUACUGCAACAACUGGCGUACUGCCUCAGCUUUCAGUUAUUAAAUAUGACUGUGUAAAAUGUGGUUACGUUUUGGGGCCCUUUGUUCAAUCACAGAAUUCCGAAGUAAAACCGGGUUCCUGCCCAGAGUGUCAAAGUGCUGGUCCAUUUUCUAUAAAUAUGGAGCAAACGCUUUAUCGCAAUUACCAGAAGAUUACAUUGCAAGAAUCACCUGGUCGUAUUCCCGCUGGGCGGAUCCCAAGAAGCAAAGACGUUAUACUUUUGGCAGAUCUAUGCGAUUUGUGUAAGCCAGGCGAUGAACUGGAGGUGACUGGUAUUUACACCAACAAUUAUGAUGGCUCUCUAAAUACAGAGCAAGGGUUCCCAGUUUUCGCUACUGUAAUUAUAGCAAAUCACAUUGUGGUGAAGGACAGUAAGCAAGUCGUACAGUCGCUAACAGAUGAGGAUAUAGCUACCAUCCAGAAGUUAAGCAAAGAUCCAAGGAUCGCGGAAAGAAUAAUUGCGUCAAUGGCUCCUUCUAUAUAUGGACAUGAAUAUAUAAAACGUGCGCUUGCCUUGGCAUUAUUCGGUGGAGAGUCUAAGAACCCAGGUGAUAAACAUAAAGUUAGAGGUGACAUAAAUUUGCUCAUAUGCGGAGAUCCCGGCACAGCAAAAUCGCAGUUUUUGAAAUACACCGAAAAGAUAGCACCACGCGCGGUUUUCACAACUGGACAGGGUGCUAGUGCUGUGGGUUUGACAGCUUAUGUUCGUCGAAAUCCGAUAUCACGUGAGUGGACUUUGGAAGCAGGCGCUUUAGUGUUAGCCGAUCAAGGAGUAUGUCUAAUUGAUGAGUUUGACAAAAUGAAUGACCAAGAUCGAACAUCCAUUCACGAAGCCAUGGAACAACAGUCAAUCUCAAUAUCAAAAGCUGGUAUUGUAACCUCUUUACAAGCUCGCUGCACAGUUAUUGCUGCUUCCAAUCCAAUUGGCGGACGCUAUGAUCCGUCGAUGACCUUUUCUGAAAAUGUCAACCUAUCGGAACCAAUUCUGUCGCGUUUCGACGUACUUUGUGUAGUUAAAGACGAAUUCGAUCCCAUGCAAGAUCAGCAUCUGGCUAAGUUCGUGGUAAAUUCACACAUCAAACACCACCCCUCAAGCGAGGAGUAUGUAGAAGAAACGCAGACAACAGGAGUUACUGAAAUACCUCAGGAUCUUUUACGGCAGUACAUUAUUUAUGCCAAGGAAAAUGUGCGCCCUAAACUCACGAACAUUGAUGAAGACAAAAUAGCCAAGAUGUAUGCACAACUACGCCAGGAGUCCUUUGCCACCGGUUCGUUGCCAAUAACCGUAAGGCAUAUUGAAAGCGUUAUCCGCAUGUCCGAAGCGCACGCACGCAUGCAUUUGCGUGAGAAUGUUACUGAGGCUGAUGUCAGCAUGUCUAUACGCAUGAUGUUGGAGAGCUUCAUUGAAGCGCAAAAGUUCAGUGUAAUGAAGAAAAUGCGCACAGCAUUCCAGAAGUAUCUCUCCUUCCAGAAGGAUCACUCAGAAUUGCUAUUCUUCAUUCUACGACAACUAACGCUCGACCAGCUAGCGUACAUACGUUGUAAAGAGGGUCCUACAGCAACGCAUGUGGAAAUAAUGGAACGCGAUCUCAUCGAGCGUGCAAAACAAUUAGACAUUUUUAAUUUAAAACCGUUCUACGAUUCGGAAAUUUUCAAACAAAAUGGAUUUUCCUACGACCCCAAACGGCGUACAAUUCUGCAGAUCGUCACAGAAGCUGCGGUGUAAUCAUUCCCAUUUAAAUAAUUUUGUUAUACGUUUUAAGACAUAUGUGUUUGUUUUGUUUCAUCGUACCAUGUUCGGCACUUUUAUAUUCAUCAUUAUUUUAUUACAUAGUAAGAUAACAUGUAUCCCGCGAUAAAUUGUCGCGCUUAAAGUACAAUUACCAAUAAAGUUAUAUCUUUUACAAGGAAA
Messenger RNA from Zeugodacus cucurbitae (melon fly), 2995 nucleotides. It is a transcript of the gene Mcm2, whose product is annotated as DNA replication licensing factor Mcm2. The coding region runs from base 155 to 2809 and encodes 884 amino acids. Gene Ontology annotation, cellular component: nucleus; MCM complex. The record is from RefSeq and is a predicted model, not a curated record. Gene Ontology annotation, biological process: double-strand break repair via break-induced replication; DNA replication; mitotic DNA replication initiation. The transcript has 4 exons. Gene Ontology annotation, molecular function: single-stranded DNA binding; ATP binding; 3'-5' DNA helicase activity. Lineage: Eukaryota; Metazoa; Arthropoda; Insecta; Diptera; Tephritidae.